UAAAAUGACUGCUCCUCCCCUCUCUUUAUUUAAUUCCAAAGGUCCCGACUGAGGCACUGUUUAAAAAUGUGAGUCCUUCAUUAAAAUACACUAAAAUUAUUUCCAGCCUCUGACCUGAACACUUAUAAAAUCUGAGAAGAAUGACUGCCACAAUGAAAUAUUUGUCCGUGGCUGUGCUCCUAUGUGGCUUACUCUCUUUGUCAGACGCCCAGUGCUUCGCUAAGUCCAUGAAACCAGGCAUGACACACUGUCAGGACGAGGAGGAUGGCACAUGGCAUGAAGUGGGAUCUACAUGGAGAGAUAGUCAUUGUAAUGAAUGUUCUUGUAGUGGAUGCUGUUCUGUGUACUCCACCCCCAGGCAUUUCCCCAGCGACUGUGUGUCAGUGUUUGACUCAGAGGCAUGUGUAUACAGAGUGCACAAGAAGGACGACCCAACAGUGCAAUGUCCAAUCUAUGCUGAAGUGGGGAAGUGAUGCAGUCACUGGUUUGGGUUGAUUCAAGGACCGAAGUAUUUUAUUUUUGUUGUUGUUGUUGGGGGAGGGACAAACACUGACAGUUUUGUUGGAAGGAAGCCCAGCUGUCCGAAAUUGAAAAUAAAAAUACUUCUACAAAUUAAAUCUCAAAUGAAUGAAUAAAAAAUUAUACAUGUA
This is a messenger RNA of Scophthalmus maximus (turbot), 650 nucleotides long. RefSeq names its product beta-microseminoprotein (gene msmbl). The record is from RefSeq and is a predicted model, not a curated record. Bases 141 to 473 code for a protein of 110 amino acids. NCBI's taxonomy places the organism in Eukaryota, Metazoa, Chordata, Actinopteri, Pleuronectiformes, Scophthalmidae. The transcript has 4 exons.